Loxodonta africana (African savanna elephant) is the source of this 7262-nucleotide messenger RNA. It is a transcript of the gene KLF5, whose product is annotated as KLF transcription factor 5. Gene Ontology annotation, biological process: regulation of transcription by RNA polymerase II. The transcript has 4 exons. Gene Ontology annotation, molecular function: DNA-binding transcription factor activity, RNA polymerase II-specific; RNA polymerase II cis-regulatory region sequence-specific DNA binding. The coding region runs from base 314 to 1687 and encodes 457 amino acids. NCBI's taxonomy places the organism in Eukaryota, Metazoa, Chordata, Mammalia, Proboscidea, Elephantidae. The record is from RefSeq and is a predicted model, not a curated record.
CGCGCUCGCAACUCUCUCGCGGAGACCGGCGGCGGCGGGAGCGGGCUCCGGCAAGGGAGGGAGCGCAGCGCAGUGGGGCGGGGCGGGAGAAAGUGUCCGCCCGAGGACGUUGGCGUUUACGCGUGAUCGAGCGGAAGAGUUUUGGUUUUCGUGCGCGCCUUCGAAAACCGCGCCUGCUGUUGGCUGAGGGGUCCGCCCAGGAGCCUCCCCCUCCUCCGCUCGCGGCCCCGCGCCGAGCUCGCCGGUCCUCGCAAGAGUGGGCGAGGUGGGAACGCGCGCUCGACCCGCGUCCGGAGCCGCCAGCCGAGUGCCCAUGGCUACGCGGGUGCUGACCAUGAGCGCCCGUCUGGGACCUGUGCCCCAGCCGCCGGCCCCGCAGGACGAGCCCGUGUUCGCGCAGCUGAAGCCCGUGCUGGGCGCCGCGAACCCGGCCCGCGACGCGGCGCUCUUCCCCGGCGAGGAGCUGAAGCACGCGCACCACCACCCGCAGGCGCAGCCCGCGCCCCCGCAGCCUCCGCAGCCGGCGCCGCCGCCCACUGCCGGCCCGCGGCUGCCGCCGGAGGAGCUGGUCCAGACAAGAUGUGAAAUGGAGAAGUAUCUGACACCUCAGCUUCCUCCAGUUCCUAUAAUUCCAGAGCAUAAAAAAUAUAGACGAGACAGUGCCUCAGUUGUAGACCAGUUCUUCACUGACAGUGAAGGGUUACCUUACAGUAUCAACAUGAACGUCUUUCUCCCUGACAUCACUCACCUGAGAACUGGCCUCUACAAAUCCCAGAGACCGUGUGUAACACACAUCAAGACAGAACCUGUUACCAUUUUCAGCCACCAGAGCGAAACGACUGCCCCUCCUCCGGCCCCGACCCAGGCCCUCCCCGAGUUCACCAGUAUAUUCAGCUCCCACCAGACCGCAGCUCCAGAGGUGAACAAUAUUUUCAUCAAACAAGAAGUUCCUACCCCAGAUCUUCAUCUUUCUGUCCCUUCCCAGCAGGGCCACUUGUACCAGCUACUGAACACACCGGAUCUAGAUAUGCCCAGUUCUACAAACCAGACAGCAGUAAUAGACUCUCUUAAUGUCUCUAUGUCAGCCGCCAUGGCUGGCCUUAAUACACUCACCUCUGCUCUUCCGCAGACUGCAGUGAAACAAUUCCAGGGCAUGCCCCCUUGCACAUACACGAUGCCAAGUCAGUUUGUUCCACAACAGGCCACUUACUUUCCCCCGUCACCACCGAGCUCAGAGCCUGGAAGUCCAGAUAGGCAAGCAGAGAUGCUCCAGAAUCUAACCCCACCUCCAUCCUAUGCUGCUACAAUCGCGUCUAAACUGGCAAUCCACAACCCAAAUUUACCUCCCACCCUGCAAGUUAAUUCACAGAACAUCCAACCUGUCAGAUACAAUAGAAGGAGUAAUCCUGAUUUGGAGAAAAGACGCAUCCACUACUGCGAUUACCCUGGCUGCACAAAAGUUUAUACGAAGUCUUCUCAUUUAAAAGCUCACCUGAGGACUCAUACUGGUGAAAAGCCAUACAAGUGCACAUGGGAUGGCUGCGACUGGAGGUUCGCACGGUCGGACGAGCUGACCCGCCACUAUCGGAAGCACACGGGUGCCAAGCCGUUCCAGUGCGCAGUGUGCAACCGCAGCUUCUCGCGCUCCGACCACCUGGCCCUGCACAUGAAGAGGCACCAGAACUGAGGCCACCGCCUGCUGGACGCUCCGUGCCUAUGCAAUUCAUACUGACGUUAUGCAGUUCAUCUGGCAAAAUUUUAACUACAAACUUAACUAUAUAUAUAUAUAAAAAAAAAAAGAAAAAACUGGAAAUGUAUAUUUUGUAUAUUUGAGAAAACAGGGAAUAUAUUGUGUGAAUACCAAAGUGUUUGGUCAUUUUAAGAAUCUGGAAUACUUGCUGUAAGGUGUAUGGCUUUACUCAAGCAGAUUUCAUCUCACGACAGGCAGCCGCAUCUCAAUAUGAGUAGGGGGGUGGUGGGUAGGGGCAGCACGGGGUGCGUUUGCAGUGUUUUUACGUACGCACCAUCAUUUAAUGUGACAGUGUUUAGUAAACAAAUCAGUUGGGAGGCACAGGAAGGAGGAGGAAGUUUAUGUCAAGAUUUUACUUGAUAUGGGGAUAUGUUUUUCAAUAUUAAAGUAAUUCCUUGGAGGUGCCCAAUGUAUGUGGCAAUUCACAAAUAGCCAUUGAACAAAUGUGUUGUUUUUUUUUUUAACAUAUGAGUUGCAUAUUUUGCUAUUCGAAAUUUUGUAAAUAUACAAAUCAGCUUUAUAGGUUUAUUACAUGUUUUCUAGGAUUCUUUUGGGGGAAAAUCAUAAUUUAUUUGAAAAUAAGCAUGAAUACAUUUACAGUUAGGAUUUGUGGUAAGAUACCUCUCAAAAAUGUUACCAAAUUAAUUUCUCGGGGGGGGGGAGAGAUAAUCACUCAAAUGAACUUAAAAAACAAAUUUCAUGCACUGAUUAUAAUAGGAUUGUUUAUUUUAAAUACGGAAAGACAUUUUGUAUGAAUUCUGGAUGCCAGAGCUUAAGAAAGAUGGUUAAAGUAUACAAAAAGACCUCUUAAAAUAAGCUAAACAGUAUCAUUUUUAAAAAGAAGGACUUAGGAUGUAGUUUUCACAUGGCAAUGUUGAAUUUAUGAUGCAGUUUUCAUAUACUAAAAUGUUCACUCGUGCGGUACUGUCGGUUAAAUGCCAGUUUCUGUGGAUUUUGCAUGUAAUAUACGGUGAGACACAGUAAUUUUACCUAAAUUACAGUGCAGUGUAGUUAAUCUGUUAAUACUGACUCAGUGUCUGCCUUUAAAUAUAAAUGACAUGUUGAAAACUUAAGGAAGCAAGUGCUACAUAUAUGCAAUAUAAAAUAGUAGUGUGAUGCCGAUGCUGUUAACCAAAGGGCAGAAUAAAUACACAAAAUGCCAAAAGGGGUCUUAAUCGAAAAUGAGAACUUAAUUUUGUUUUUAAAAUAUUGUUUAUCUUUAUUUAUUUUGUGGUAAUAUAGUAAGUUUUUUUAGAAAACAAUUUUCAUAACUUGAUAAAUUAUAGUUUUGUUUGUUAGAAAAGUUGCUCUUAAAACGUGUAAAUAGUUGCCAAACGGUGUAAAUAAUUUUGUAAGAGGCUUCAAAUGUUUAUACGUGAAAACAUACAUACAUAAAAAGCAUAAAUCGGUUGCUGUUUUGCUUCUUUUUCCCUCUUAUUUUUGUAUUGUGGUCAUUUCCUAUGCAAAUAAUGGAGCAAACAGCUGUAUAGUUGUAGAAUUUUUUGAGAGAAUGAGAUGUUUAUAUAUUAACGACAAUUUUUUUUUUUGGAAAAUAAAAAGUGCCUGAAAUAUUCAUGUUGUGAUUUCCUUCUUCACCUACAAUAGUGAGAACAAUUAGCUAGCAGAUGCCAUUCUCAAAGCUAACUAUUUAAGAAUGUUUGAUUAGGGCAGUUAAUAAAAAAUCAAUUCCCAGGCAUUUUCCAUGAGCCACACUGAACCAACAUCUACCUGUGAGAUAGGGAUUUAUUUUAAAAAUAUAAUUAACCUUUUAAUUAGAAGUAUAAAGGGAGGCAUGAUGCAUGAAGACUUUUUUUCUGGUCACUACAGACAUUGCACUAACCUUAUUAAGAUCCUUAGUUGAAAAUAAUGCAGUAUAAUAGUUUGCUAGUAUGGAGAUUUUCUCAGAUGCAAACAAAAUUGUGUCUUUAAUAUUUUUACUUUUUUAAAGAGUGAACAUUAAAAGUUUAUUUUAUUUUUAACUCAAUAACGACAAGCACACUUAGGACCUAGAUCUUGGUUUCUAAUAGCAUUCUCCAAUAAAAACGAAGCUCCUUGGGAAAAUGGCUCAUUGUAGUACCAGCGCAGGAAAUAACGUAAAGUGAGCCUGGAGCACCUUGUAGUGCCCGAAAGUAAAGAAGGGCUAAAACUCCUGCACGUAUUUGUAAGUUUAUAUUAUAACAAUACACGUGAAUGGAUGAAAAGUCUGCAGGAGGGUUCCAAAUAAUCAUCGUAGAUACUCCACCCUUAAGGAAGUGGAGUGUAACUCAUUAGUGUAGGCUAUGUAUAGUGACCAGAAGAGAACAGUGUGGAAAGGAGAUGGGAGAGUAAUUUUACAGUGGGGAAUCCUGACAAAAUGCUACCUCAGCCAGGUGAUCAAGGUUCAUAGCAACAGUGAUAAGUCAUGUUGAUAACAUGUACCAUUGAUGUGAUGAGAAUGGCAUUUUGCCUCUGAUACUCCCCACAAACCCGUAACCCCAGUCUAAUCAUAAAUGUUACCAAAUUCCAGUUGAGGGACAUGCUACAAAAUACCGUCAAGGUCAUCAGAAACAAGGAAAAUGAGAAACUGGGACUGCCAAUAGGAGCCUAAAGAGACAUGAUGACUAAAUGUAAUGGGUUAUCCUAGAGAGGAUGAUGAACAGAAAAAGACAUUAGGGGAAAGGUGGGGGAGUAUGAAAUAUGGAUUUCAGUGAAAAAUGUAUCAACACUGGUUCAUUAAUUGUGACAAAAGACCUCGUGCAGCAAUGGUUUAGUGCUCUACCGCUAACCGAAAGGUUGGUUGGAAUCCACCCAGCAGCUCUGCGGGAGAAGGACCUGGCAAUCUGCUCCCGUAAAUAUUACAGCCUAGAAAACCCUAUGGGGCACUUCUCUGUCACAUGGGGUCAGCAUGAGUCGAAAAUCAGCUUGAAGGUACCUAACAACAAUUGUGACAAAUGUAUCAUACUAAUGUAAGAUGUUACUAAUAGGGGAAGUUGGAUGUGGCGUAUAUGGGAAUUCUCUAUUACUGCUUCCUUAAAGAUUACAGACUUGGAAAUCACAUGGGGCAGUUCUACUCUGUCCGACAGGGUCACUAUGAGUUGGAAUUGUCUUGAUGGCAACAGGUAGUAUCUUGCUUAGCACAAAGUCUAGCAAAAUAAAUAGCCAUCACUGUAUCAUUAAUAAAAGUCGAUUUUACUGAUAAAGUGAUAGGAUGUAGUACAGUGGUUCUCAAAUUUUGUUGCACAUUAGAAUUUCCUGGGCAUCUUUUAAAAAAAACCCUGAUGCCUGGACCUCACCCCAGACCAUUAAAUUAGGAUCUGUGAGCACUGAGCUUGGGCAAUGAUAUUUUGUGAAACUUUCCUGACCGUGCAUUAAAUCUCCUCUUGUUUUUCAAUCUAUUAUUAUUAUUUUCUUUAUUAACUUUUAUUGAGCUUCAAGUGAACGUUUACAAAUCAAGUCAGUCUGUCUCAUAUAAGUUUACAUACCUCUUACUCCGUACUCCCACUUGCUCUCCCCCUAACGAGCCAGCCCUUCCAGUCUCUCCUUUCGUGACAAUUUUGCCAGCUUCCCACUCUCUCUAUCCUCCCAUCCCCCCUCCAGACAGGAGAUGCCAACAAAAUCUCAAGUGUCCACCUGAUAUAAUUAGCUCACUCUUCAUCAGCAUCUCUCUCCCACCCACUGUCCAGUCCCUUUCAUGUCUGAUGAGUUGUCUUCGGGGAUGGUUCCUGUCCUGUGUUCAAUCUAUUAUGAACCUUAUUUUUUGUCAAAGAGGCAGUGAGUUCUGUACCAAGAGUUCUCAUUGUGCCUUUCCUUAUUUUAGGUGCAAAACACACGUACUUACAGCCAUAACUACAAACUUUAACCCAUUCACUAGGCUAGGGAAAAUAUAACCUAACACAGUUAUUUAAAAAAAUAAAAGUUUUACUAAAUAGACAAUAGAUAAGUGGUAACUUUGGUGAAGGGUAAGACAGCAUACAAUACUGGGGAAGCCAGCACACAAUACUGGGGAAGCCAGCACAACUUGUCCAAGGCAAGGCCAUGGCAGCUCCCCAGACACAUCCAAACUCCCCGAGGGACUGAAUUACUGGGCUGAGCGUUGUGGGGCCCAUGGUCUCGGGGAACAUCUAGCUCAAUUGGCGUAACAUAGUUUAUAAAGAAAAUGUUCUACAUUCUACUUUGGUGAGUAGCAUCUGGGGUCUUAAAAGCUUGUGAGUGGCCAUCUAAGAUACUCCACUGGUCCAACCUUGUCUGGAGCAAGGGAGAAUGAAGAAAACCAAAGACAAGGGAAAGAUUAGUCCAAAGGACUAACAGACCACAACUACCAUAGCCUCCGCCAGACUGAGUCCAGCACAACUAGAUGGUGCCCGGCUACCACCACCGAUUGCUGACAGGGAUCACAAUAGAAGGUCCCGGACAGAGCUGGAGAAAAAUAUGAAACAAAAUUCUAACUCAUAAAAAAAGACCAGACUUACUGGCCUGACAGAGACUGGAGAAACCUUGAGAGUGUGGCUCCCAGACACCUCUUUAGCUCAGAACUGAAGUUACUCCUGAGGUUCACCCUUCAUCCACAUAUUAGACAGGCCUAUGAAACAAAACGGGGCUAAAGGGGCACAACAGUCUAGGGGCAAGGACUAGAAGGCAGGAGGGGACAGAAAAGCUAGUGAUUGAAAACCCAAGUUUGAGAAGGGAGAGUAUUGACAUGUCGUGGGGUUGGUAACCAAUGUCACAAAACAAUAUGUGUACUAACUGUUUAAUGAGAAGAUAGUUUAUUCUGUAAACCUUCAUCUGAAGUAAAAUAAUAAAAUAAAAAUAUAAAAGUUUUACUGAUGUAAGUUUGAAUUUGCUGACUUUGUUUAUCUGCCACUUCGAAUUGUCUCUAAAAGUAGAUGGGGUAUAAAUUAUGAUAUAGAUAUUAUAGAAUUAGAUGCCUUUCGGGAGAAUAACCCCCUCAUUUGGUUUCAUGAAGACAGAGUCACUUCUUUUUUUUGUCUUCAUUAUUGUACUUUAGAUGAAGGUUUACAGACCAAGCUAGCUUCUCAUUAAACAGCACACAUAUUGUUUUGUGACAUUUGUUACCAACCCUAUGACAUGUCAACACUAUCUUUCUUGAACUUGGGUUCCCUGUUAACCAGCUUUCCCAUCCCCUCCUGCCUUCUAGUCCUUGCCCCUGGGCUGGUGUGCCCCUUUAGUCUUGUUUUGUUUUAUGGGCCUGUCUAGUCUUUGGCUGAAGGGUGAACUUCAGGAGUGAUGACUUCAUUACUGGGAGAUAUUUUCACUUUUAAUUUCAAGUUUUCUCAUUAUCUGGCUCUGCCCCAAAAUUGUGCUAAGAAUUUGAAUGUGAAAAACUGCAACCUGUUUUACAAUGCCUGUCUGAAGGAGAGAACCUUAAGUGGAUAUCAAAAUGGCUGAUUCUAUCACUCUAGCCUCUUCGUACAUAAAUAUCAUUAGUUUUACCUCCUAGGGAGCCCUAGUGAUGCAGCGGUUAAGCGUUUGGCUGCUAACCAGAAGGUUGCAGUUCGAAUCCACCAGCCAUUCC